This is a messenger RNA of Desarmillaria tabescens, 2703 nucleotides long. RefSeq lists its product as uncharacterized. The transcript is spliced from 4 exons. The coding region runs from base 1 to 2703 and encodes 900 amino acids. The record is from RefSeq and is a predicted model, not a curated record. Lineage: Eukaryota; Fungi; Basidiomycota; Agaricomycetes; Agaricales; Physalacriaceae.
AUGCCAAUUUCUAGCGUCUUCGGCCCUGUCUCUUCGCUACUAUCGAUGCUGCUACUGAAAACGCCGGAGGGAGGUGGCAUGUGGGUCGCGAUGCUGCUAUGGGUCGCGCGAUUCAUGACAUUUGGUCUACUUUUGCGAACAUACAUCAUACCGUGGACAUUGGCGCGCAUGUCUAGGCAUGUACGAAUUCGAAGCGUUAGCCUGCGCUCCAUCCGAGGAUUGUACCUCCGUCGAGGCCGCCAAACCAUCCGUAUAGAGCGCAUCAGCUAUGUUUGGUACGGCUUCGAGAUAGGUAUUACGAUUAAAGUGGAGGGGCUUAAUGUCGAAGUCUACCAGCACGACAGGACCCCAGCACCGCGACAGUCUCAUCGGAGGUCUGCCACAGUGGAAACUAUCUCCCACGUUCGGCGGCAGUUUUGGAAUGUAUUAUCCGUGUUGUAUGCGCUAUUGGACCCUGUCGUCCGACCAGUCAUACGUGCUUGCGUUAUGUCCUGUCUCGGGGUGUUUAUUCGUUGGCUGCCGAGCAUUACGCAACAAAUUACUCUAGAAUUUCAACCCGCGACAGUGAUAUUUCCCAAUGCCGGCGAUGCAAAGAUCUCCGCGGAAACAGUUUAUGUGCACACGAACCUCAAAAUCGCCAAUAUCAAGAGGGACAAGCACGAGAAAGAGCUUUCUACUGCAACCCGAGAUAGAAUGGCUCGGUUGACAAAACCUUUACGGGCCUCGUAUAGCGUGUCUGCUUGGAAACAUCGGCUCGGCAACAGUUUUCGGAGGUCUUGGAAUCGAGUCGUUGAACAGACCCAAGGACAUGCUAUACUUUCGGUGCACCUCACGAACAUCACUGGAUCGAUACCGGUUCGAACUUCCUCCACAGAUGUUACGGAUGGAGAAUUUCUGAGUUUUCCUGGCCUCGUUGAUUUUUCUACUACCUUAUCCUUUGAUCCUCAAAGUUGGACCAUUGUCAAUCAUAGCUCGAACACGACACUCAAUGUUCGGCAAUGUGUCAUCGAACUGGACCGUCUUCGAUCUCUAUUCGAGCUCAUUCAGGCAAAAAAGGAAUUCAAUACGUCUCCAUGCUCGUCCUCUUAUUUGAUCUCGCCCGAGUCGCAGCCGGUAUCUCCUCUCUCCUCAGCAGCUUCGACGUCGGAUUCCGCACCGUCUGUUUUCUCUGAAACGCCUACAUCUCCAUUCAUGAGAGCGUUUUCAAAGGCAUCAAUGUUACGUCGACGCUAUCUCUAUCCUCCGUGCAUGAGGCUUAAGGAGACCAAAAAUCCGGCCCUCGUCGCUUUUCUCUCUUCAUUCACCGCCAACAUUUCAGGUCUUACCGUAAACAGUCGCAACCGAAGUGAGAACGAAAGUUACAAGAUGAGCUUCCAGGGCAUAUCCUUCUCGGUUGCACUGAGCAAUCCCCUGUCGAAUCGGCUGCACCGCCAGUGGCUUGGUAAAUCUGUCAAGGGCGAAGUUUUCGACCCUGACGUUUACUCUCUUUCUUUUCACGUUGAAAGCGUCAAACUUGAUCGCUAUACAACACGGCAUUAUCUCCGGAUUCUGGUUGGGGAUUCUAUUGAUGUUCGUGCGCUUGUUUCCCAGUUCCCCUCGCCUUGGCUAGUUCCCACUCCCUUCAUUGGCGGUGAUCCAAACGGACCGUUCCUUGUGAUAUCAUUGAAUAUCGGUGGGAUACAAGUCACCGAACGAGCUGAUGUAUUGUCCACACUGUUUUCCGCUUGGACUCCCCCACCACGUCCCUUCAAGUCGACCUCCACAUUACCAGCCACAGCUGGCAUGCCUCGGUUUACAUUUGAAGCCAGCUGUGGAAUAAUCAGUGCGCGUCUCCUCUAUCAAAAUGAGGACACUAGGACAUCCAAAGCAGUGGAAAUGCGCACAGACGGCUUUUCAGUGGUCUGCGCCUCCGUCUACUCUCCUAUUCCUAUGACAUCAGUCCCACAGGAAGAUUUCGACACCUUUCCUCUUUCCAUGGCCUUCUCGUUCAAUCUCACACUUCAACCCGUUUUCAUCAGAAUCCGGCCUCGACACUCUCAGAACUCACAUGUGCGUCUACCUAGUCUGACAACCUCGGAUGAAGAUUUUUGUGAGGAUCCCGUCUUCCUUUCUGUCGAAUCAUUCGAUCUCAGUGGUGGCGGCAAACUGCUUGGUGCCAUCAACGACGAUACGAAGAACAUUGCCACUAUAAACAAGUCUACUCUAACACUUGACCUUAGUGGCUUCACAGAGGCAGUGGUCGUGGAGCUAUGGCAUCUAUCCGUUCAGGACGCUAUUAGUCAUUUAAUCACUUACGUUCCGAAACGAGCCAAAAGAGAUGCAGAUCUCUCACGAUCUCCUCUGCAGCGUCUGCCACCCGGAAUCAAUGUGUCCUUAUUUUUAGGGCGAUCAGUACUAUUCAUAACGUCCCCCGAUAUCAACCCAGAUGAUACAAUGGAAUUAUCUCGUGGAAUUGCAUGUCGAGCAGAGCGGACGAUGCUACAGCUUCGUUGUACUCAACGCAAUAAGGCAUACCGCCCCCGAGAUGCCGCAAUGACAGAAAAGAGAAACAAGCUGUAUCUUUCGGAAAAGACUAUCGCUGAGACUCUGCUAGAUCCUGAAUCAUCCAACGAAUUAGAGGAUGGUAUAUCCGGUUUCAUAUGCUUUCAGAUUGGGGAUUUAAGUCUCCGUGACGCAUUGGCCACCCAGUAUGUCGCAGACUGA